Messenger RNA from Blepharisma stoltei, 1230 nucleotides. The record is from the annotation of a GenBank genome assembly. NCBI's taxonomy places the organism in Eukaryota, Ciliophora, Heterotrichea, Heterotrichida, Blepharismidae.
AUGGAAGAAAUCCAAACUCCUACAGUCCAGCCAGCCUCAUCAAAAGACCCUGCAAUCCAAAUAGCAGAUCAAGAAGUCAAAGACGCUUCUCCAAUUCACGAAGAAACUCCAGAUCCAGACACUUUAUUUUUCCAAGGUCUCGAAGAUUUAAAAUCAAAUUUAUUCGAUAUAGCAGUCGAGAGGCUUGGGAAAAGCUUAGAAAUAAAAGUCGCAAGACAAGGAGAGCUGUCUGCAGACCUUUAUAAAAAUUACUAUCACUAUGCUGAUGCUAUACUCCACCAAUAUGAAGCUAAUCAGGAUUCUCAGCUAUUUGGAGAAGAGAUCCCAGAAGGAGUUGUUUACUCUGAUGAAGAAAAUUUUGAGAUGGGAAGCCCUCAAAAUGUGGAAAAUGAAGGUAAAUCUGAUGAAAGUGGAGAAAGCGGGUCUGAAUCGGAUAGAGAAAACUCAGCUGAAAACUGCAAAAAUGAAGUUUUGGCGGAAAAUAAUGAAACGCCAUUAGAAAAUAAUGAAGCUCCAGCUGAAAACAAUGAAGCUCCAGCUGAAAAUAAUGAAGCUCCUGCAGAAAAUAAUGAAAUGCCAGUUGAAAGCAAUGAAGGAAACAAUCCUGUGGAAAAUGAUGAAGAUGAGGAUGACCUUCAACUUGCCUGGGAAAACUUAGAAACUUGCCGCGUCAUUUUGAAUUUGCACCAAAAUGACUUGCACUAUCUUUUCCUCACUCAUGUCCGCCUUGGCGACCUUCAAACCUGGAAAGAACUAUUCGAAGAAGCUUGCCACGAAUACCAAGAAGCCUUAUCCAUUUUAUUCCGCAUUCAGGGUGAGGCUCCAUCCAGACGCAAAGCAGAAUUAUUUUUCUUAAUCGGCACAACUUUUCUAAAUCAGCCAGGCAAAGAAAAAGAUGCCGCCCAAAAUUUUAUUCUAGCUGUAGGACAGCUUGAAGGAACGAAAGAAACGAUUUGUGAUGCAGCAGAAGCUAAAGAAAUCGAUGAACUGAUGAAUGAAAUUAAGAUGAAAAUUGAUGAUGCAUUGGAGCAGGAGCAGAGUAUAAAUAUAUUGAAAUCCCAGACCAUGGAAGAGCCAGAAGAUUUUUCUGCUCCGACAAUUGUGAAUGGAGAAGUCCAAGACUUGGGAGUGCUAGGAAAAAGAAAAAGAGAAAAAUGCGAAAAUGCAGACCCAAAUGUCCCUGAAAAUAUGCAAGAAGGGAAUGAGUGCAAAAAAUCAAUUGAAAAUUAA